This is a messenger RNA of Malus domestica (apple), 2497 nucleotides long. RefSeq lists its product as uncharacterized. The record is from RefSeq and is a predicted model, not a curated record. NCBI's taxonomy places the organism in Eukaryota, Viridiplantae, Streptophyta, Magnoliopsida, Rosales, Rosaceae.
GCGGGUUUUUUUCUAUAUUUAUUUUAUACGGAUUGUAUUUAUUCAUUUGUUUGACCGAUCUCAUCAGUUUGUUGUUCAAUUAGAAGGUCACUGUGAUGCUCCACUCUGCAAUUUCAUCACCGCGAGAUCAAUUGUCCUUUUUGGAAUUGAGCAUCAGUGAUGCGAUCAACCUGAUGGUGAUGAAAAUGCAAGGACUUUUUGUAGACAAGUUCUUGCCUUUGAUAUCUUGUUUAGCGAUGCUAUCAACACCUCAUUGGCUGGAAUUGGAAGUAAUUAAUCUUAUAUUAAGUUUAGUGAUGCUAUUAACACUUGAGUAAUUCUCUUUUUCAAAAGCAAAAGGCUAAAAUGCUGGGCCAUAACAUGCACCUCUUGCCCCCAAAAACUUCAGUAAUCGUCGCUUUACUGUCUCUCUACGCAUUCUACACUAAUAAUGUGUUUCCGCUUGUGUAUUACUUUAAGCUGAGCUUGUUUUAUAAGUCUUUUGUCUUCUCAUUACCUUCACCCAUUACUUCAGAUUCACAGUUUUACACAAAAAGGUUUGAUAUUUGAAUUCCAGGUUUUUAACUUUAAUUGUACUUGCAAUGUUGAUCUGUCUGGACUGAUUCAAUCUGCUUGAUACGUAUUAUGUUAAUACCAACCUGGAAUUUAGUACGGUCUCUGUCAUAACUGCUUCUAGAGAUCGUAUUAUUUUUGUUCUACGUUCCAGUUCAUCACUUAUCAGUUGUAGGAGGUGGAAUUUACAAUUAAGUGCUGCAUUCGGGUUGUUUAGAUACGAAUCAUGUUUGUUAUCCGCGUAACCCCUGCCUACUUAUGAAACUUAAUACCGCAAAUUUUUAUUUCUCAUUAGCUCCUGUCGUGUUCAGCAGGAAAUAGCUUCUGCCACUUUACUUACUGAAAUUCUUCAGAGAAGGGAUAAAAAAAAGACAACCUCUUAACAAUUCAUAGCUAGUCCGACUAUGGAGAACAAGAUAAACUUGAAGGCUUUGGUGGAUAAGCGGAGCAACAAAGUUAUCUUCAUAGAGUCCGACCAUGCUUUUGUCGAUGUUCUCCUAAGUUUCUUGACAAUCCCCUUGGGAACAAUAAUCAAGCUUGGUCGUGAGCAUUCAGUACCAGUGGAAAUCGACUGCAUUAACAAUUUGUAUUCAAGUGUAGAGGAGAUUGACGCGCGUGAGUUGCGGUCAGAUGCAUGUAGAGAAAUGUUGUUACUUCCCCGCAAUGCUGCUGAAUCUCAUUGCAAGAACCUUGUAUUGCAAAUUGAUCACAAUGCCAAGCCAACACAGUACUUUGUAUGCUCUCGUUAUUGCCUGGCCACAGCCACAAGUAAGUUCUUUAGUUACUACCCAGGUCUCUUGUGUGUAGGGUGCAUGGAUACCAUGCAUCGGGAGAUUUCAUUUUCGGUGGAUGUUGCAAGCGCCUUUGUAAAAGAGCGAGUCAGGCUUCUAAUUACCGAUGAUUUACAACUGAUCUCCCCUUUUUGCACAUCAAUCGUUUCUUUAUUUACCAAGCUUGGAGUCACCAAUAGGAAUACUACGGAGGAGUUGCAUUUUAAUAUUGGAGUUGAUGAGGUUAUGAAUUUGCUUAUAAGCUCCUUAGUAUCAAAGACGCCAUUGACCGAAACUCUACUGAAGCAUAAACCCGUGGCCGAACUGAACCAUGACAACAAUUAUCAAGCUGUACACAUUGAUCCGCAAACAGGAGGAGAGACGGUGUUGAUGGAAGAAGACAACAUUUCUAUUAAGCUUAUAAUUAGCAAAUCUAAGAACAUUGUUUGCUACGCAGAAGCCGGGGAGGAUUUUGUUAAUUUACUCUUCAGUUUUCUAACUCUGCCACUUGGGUUUGUAACAAAGCAGAUACAGGAUGGGUCUCUGAAGGGAUGCAUUGAUAAGUUGUACUGGAGUGUCCAAGAUCUCGAUGCGCAAUACUUGAAGUCAAAUCAUCACAAGGAAAUGCUACUCAAUCCGAAGCUUGUUCCUGGUUUUUGCUACAACAGUCUUUUAGGAAUUGAGGAAGCCUCAUAUUAUUAUCUCGGCAGUGGGCUAACUACUGUUAGUUCCCUUAUCCAUUCUAAUACGUCAUCGGAGUCAUUUAAAAUCGAACCCACAGAUCACAACUCCAGUGCUCGAGGAUUUUUAAAAGGACCAGCGAUUUUCACAGUAACUGACAAUCUGGUCAUAAGACCGAUAUCUACAAUCUUUGAGCUGUCUGUUCUUGACCAAUUGAAUGUACCUUUCACUGACAUUGAAGAAAGAGUUAUGCUUAUGGGCAAGAAGUUGGCUCUGAGUCUUUUGGUAGCUUCUUUUGCUUCUGACUCUGCAUUAACGAAUGCCUUCAUUAGCGAGCCAUAUCAAGAAUAACCAGAGCUUGGUUACAUUUGAUGAAGAGGAUACGAUGAUUUUGUUUCAAAAUAGGACUGUAAUGUUUUCAUGAUUAUGCAGACUUGAGAUUGGUGUUUGCGUGUGUGUGUGUGCAAGUUCGAACAUCCAAGUUUCAUUUUAAU